Messenger RNA from Dioscorea cayenensis subsp. rotundata (Guinea yam), 2489 nucleotides. RefSeq lists its product as uncharacterized. Bases 25 to 2025 code for a protein of 666 amino acids. The transcript has 13 exons. NCBI's taxonomy places the organism in Eukaryota, Viridiplantae, Streptophyta, Magnoliopsida, Dioscoreales, Dioscoreaceae. The record is from RefSeq and is a predicted model, not a curated record.
UCCAAGCCUAGGGUUUAUGCGGCGAUGGAAUCACCCUCGCAAGCCUCGCCGUGCUGCUCCUCCCUCGCCGACGAUCUCAACCUCAAGGAGGAGCAGGAUGCCUUUCUCAAGUUCGUUGAGUAUGCGAGGUCGAUGAUCUCUCCUGACGAUCGCGAUUCGGUUGGCGAUGAUGGCGCUCCAGGCCCGUCCUGGAGCUGGAUCGUCGAUCGGAUCAUCAAAACUUGUGUCGCUUACUCCAGCGGCGUCACCCCUGCCAUACUCCUCUCCGAUCUCUUCCAGGCUUGGAGUGAGCAACAUAGGUAUGCAACUUCAAAGAAAAAGAUGGAGUGCAUGAUUCCACUAGAGAGGAGGCACAGAAGAUCAAAGCUUCUGAAUACUGUCACUAUUGAUUCCAUACAUGAGAAAAAUUUUCUUUCUUCAAAUAGCAUUUUAGAAGCUAUUAUAGUGGAUACAUUCAUUCUUCCAGGAACAAAUAUAACAAUGCUUUGCUUGGGAGAUAUAUGGAGUUCCUCGACCAUUGACAUGUAUCUUCAUCGCAGGUACUGCCAUUUGGUGGGUCCCGAAAAUGCAAUUCUGAAGAAAGGGCGAGAGAUCUUACUUACAGGAUGUCAUCUUCGUACUGCAGUGGGAGGAUUUGGCCAACCUCGUCUACUGCCCACCGAAUAUCUGGUGAUAGUGUUAAAUGAGGAUCAAGAUGAAGAUGCAAUGCUUCUGGGUGCACAAUUCUGCACAGAUUCUUUCUCAUCAAUCUCUAUUGAUGCAGUAAAGAAUGGUGCUUCAUAUUCGUUUUACGCAAGAAUUGAAUCAAUUGGACCACUGGAAGCACAAGGUAGUUUUGGAGGUGUACAAGGACAAGAAAUUGCUCUUGUUGAUAAUGAUGGUUUCAAAUUAAAUUUUCUUCUUUGGGGCGAGCAGGUUCUGCUUUCCAAUCUUUUCAGUAUUGGAAGUAUGCUAGCAUUGGAUAGGCCCUUUGUGGCUGAUGCUGCUGAUUGCAACACAAUGACAAAUCAAGAAAUAAGUAUUGAGUAUGGCAGUGCUACACAGUUAUACCUGGUGCCUUUUAUUCAGCAUGAGGAGCAGGUCAUUCUCACUUCCACACAAAUGCGAUACCAAGGAUCUAGCCUAUCUGCUAUGCCAGGUCAGAGUCAAUGUCCCAAGCUCUCUCAAGUGUUGUUGCCUCUUAAUUCACAAGGCUCAAUUGAUUUCAGUAAUUAUCCAUUUCGGUCAUAUGUGAUUGAUCUUCGUGAUAAAAUGGCUGGGGUCAGCCUUUAUGGCUCUGUUUUAAACAUCAAGAGAGAGCACAACACCUCAGGAACUGUCUUUUCUAUGAUACUUGAAGAUACAACUGGAGCUAUUACUGCAAAGCUACAUUUUGUGAGUUCCUGGUCUAUAGGAAGGCUGGGCGAUGGCCACAUCGUAUACAUAUCAGGAUUGAAUUGUUUAAUGACCCCGGAAAACCAGCUUGAGGUUUCAUGGGUUGAGAAGGACAACCGAGCUUCCUUGGUUAACAUAAGCUGUCUGCCAGCUUUGCUGAAUUCAUCAUGCCUGCACAGGGUAUCAUCUGUAUCUGAUAUCUCCAAUCAGAGACAUAACAUGCAUAUAUGUCAUGUUUCUCUCGAUUUUGUUGAACACUAUCGUAUAAAUUCAACAUUAUGCCAUGCUAUCUGUGGGCAUCAUGUGAAGGAGAAGUCAGAUGGAUCAGUUUUAUGUAGCUUUUGCAGUUGCACUUGUGAUGGAGAACUCGUGCGCUACUUUCAUUUGAGUGUGACUCUUGCUGAUCAAACUGGGAAAGUUAUUGCAUGGUGUACUGGCCAAACUGCUGCAGAGUUGCUGCAAAUAUCUCCUGAUGAAUUCUUUGUGCUGCCAGAGGAUGAACAAGCAAUGUACCUUUGCACACUUGGCACUGAUAGGUUCACGGUCUCUUUGGUAUGUAGCAAGAGAAGUGGUGAAUCUGAUCAAGAUGCUAGCCCAGACUGGGAAAUUGUCCGUGCUCAGAAAUCUGGUUGUGAUUUUGAACAUGCAUGAUGAGUUCCUUCUUAUUAUAUGCCUCUCCAAAGCCCAAACCUAGGUAAUUAAAUGAAAAUUUAUCUGAACUGAAUGUGAUGCUCUCUAGAAGGAUUCAAGCUUUAUUCUAGAACUAACCAUGCUCAGAACUUUGUGAGUCUUAAUACUAAUGGAGCCAGAUUUUUAGUAGAUUAGGUUCCUCGAGAUGGAGGAAUCAGAAGGUAAAGUGUGAUGUAAUUUAUUGAACAAUUUUUUAAUUUCAAUGAUAACUUUGAUUAGCUUCCUCGUAAUAUACUCACUCUGGGUUUCCUUUUACCAGUCACUGUUUAAACUUUAUUCAGUUACAACUUUGGUUUGAGUUCCUCGUGAUAUACUCACUUUGGGUUUACUACUACUUCUCACUGUUUAAAAUAUUCAGUGCCCAUUGUUAUAUGUUUGGCCCCCUUAAAUGUAUGCUGAGCCAAUCAAUGUCCUACAUGGAGACA